Molecule: messenger RNA, 2079 nt
Organism: Schistosoma turkestanicum
Lineage: Eukaryota; Metazoa; Platyhelminthes; Trematoda; Strigeidida; Schistosomatidae
Source: the annotation of a GenBank genome assembly
AUGUGUACUACAUCUCCCGUAAAUUUUGAUGAAAUUGUCGAUCAGAACCAGCGGAAUGGCGGCUUCAAAGACACUUGUCAUGUUUGUAAUGGUAAUUCUAUCAAUACGGAGAAAUUAUUAAAAUACGGACUGAUCAAUCCAAUAAAUGUCCUCAAUCGAUCGUUAAAACAGUCUGGCUUACCCGGAUCCAAUGAACCAACUAAGUGUGAAUUAGAAGAAGCCUUGUUGAAUGCUGUUCGUCAAUUGGACCGUUUGAAAAAAUAUCGUAUAAGUCAACAAACACGCAUUAAUCAAUUACAAGAACGAUUAGAUCAUAUGGGACAUGAGCUGAACUCUAGUGUUGAUACAAUUCGUCAUCAUCGAAACGAUUAUGAAGCACAAAAACGUAGAAACUAUAUGGAAAUUACUGAUUUACGUAAACAAUUAGCCAAAACAAGUGCUUUAUUAGGACAGUUUAAAUUAUUGUUCAGUAAAGCUGACCUGAAUAAUGAUUGUUGGAGUCAAAAUAUACGAGUGUUCGUUGGAAAUUCACUGAAAAAUUUACACACAACUAAUGAACUGCAAGAUAUAGAUACUUUAAGUAUCGAUGAUUUAAAACUGAGAUUAUCUAUUGCUGAAAAUGAGCUUACUCAAUUGAGAUCAGAUAUGGCACAUCAAAGAGAAGAUGCUGAUCGUGAGGCAUCAAGACUUCGCGGUCAGUUAGGUGAAGUGAAUUCAGAUGCAAGAACUCUACGAAUGCAGUUGAAUCGCCUUAUAUCACAAAGCAAGUCUCCAAGUGAACUUAAUGGUCUAAAGAAUAAGAACUCAUCUGAUUCCCCGAGUUGUACAAAUUGUCAGAAGCUUCAGCGUCUCAAUGAUAUUUUACAACGUAAACAGUCUAAAAUGAACAUGUUUCCUGAUGUAAUCAAUCGUCAAGGGAACAUGAUGAAUCAUGCAAGUAUUGUUUGUGAGAACAGUACAUUUACUCAGAAAGCAAUACACAAGCCCCAUGUUAUAGAUGAUCUCGUCCAAACAGAUUUAUUGGAUGACAUUCCCAAAACCGACUUGAUCCAAAAAGUUGACAUAGCUACUGACCCUAUAGAUGGAUAUAAUAACGCUUCACCAUAUCUGCCCGUGGAAAGCUGUAAAUGUAUUCAAACGGAAUCAUUUAUUGUAGGCGGUGACGUAACGUUACCGGAAACUCCCGUAAACGGUGAAGUCUCUUUUAUUGGUGAGGCUUUACAAUACAGUAUUGUACACGAACCGAGUAUGCUGAGUGAGGUGGAGUUAAAUAGUGUUCCUGUGUCUGACAAAUGCACACGAGUAUCAAUAAUCGGAAACAAUAAUGCACCACCGGUAAUAAACGAUAGUCGAAAUUCGAUGCUUCAUUCAGUGUAUGAAUCAAAAUAUGAUAACCUGACUAGUCCCAGCCAAAGUGUCAGUGAAGAUUUAUCAUAUUCUCAAUUGUUGCAGCGAUUAAGAAGAGCUGAAGAAGAAGCGAUUAUGGCUAUGGAUCAGUUAAAAUCAAGUAAUGCGGAGUUUCUUACUUUGAAAGAACGCUUAUCCCAUGCAACUGUAGAACGUGCACAUUUAAAAGCAACUAUUUCCGGAUUGGAUGAACAAGUCGCGUUGCUAGAAGACUGUUUAUAUGAGCGUACACAAGAACUUCACAAAUGUCAGGCACGUCUUGGAGAAUAUUGUCCGACAUAUGAAAAGCCUGCUGAACCAUAUUGUGUUGGAUCUGAAGUAUCGACAUCGGAGAUAUCCAUAAAAAUACAUGAACCAAGUGAUCAUUUUACAAGCAAAUCAACAAUCAUUAAUUUGAGAGGUUUUCAGUUCUAUGAACCUAUGAAAUCAUUUAUACGUUCCUCUUCUAUCGGAUCCAAAUGCUUACAUCACUCAGUCAAAUUAAAUGGUUGGUUAUCUGUUUUAUGGAAACAGUUCAUUCUACAUGGGCAACAACUCGCAUCUAGAAUGUCUAAUACUAGGCAAUAUACUUCAUUUCGCCUACAAAGUCAACCUCGACCAAAAGUAAUGUUGAUUUUUGUGAUUUAUUUCUUUUCUGUACAUCUACUGUUACUACAUUGUUGGUUAUCAUGA